Menidia menidia (Atlantic silverside) is the source of this 2956-nucleotide messenger RNA. Lineage: Eukaryota; Metazoa; Chordata; Actinopteri; Atheriniformes; Atherinopsidae. The record is from the annotation of a GenBank genome assembly.
CUGGUGUGACGUGGUGCGUUAGGGUGACUCUGAGGAGCAGCCCAGCUCUCAGUCAUUCGCUCACACAGAGGGAAAAAGAAACAACAGUAGCACAUCAGGUAAGACCUGGCAAGCAUUUCUCAUUACUGAUUAUGUAAGAUUCGUGCACAACCUUUGUUUAUAACCUUUUAAACCCAUCUUUUCCUUUUCUGAUUUUGACACCUUUUACAAAUAUUUCAGAUUGUUUUGAAUUUUGUGUUACAGCAGCAGUCCUGACAGUAGAAGCUUUUUUUUUUUGCAAAAAAGGAGGCCCAAAGGAUUAAGCCAAGAGCUGGGAAUGUUCAUGAUUCUGUGUAUUUUUCUCAGUUUCUGCGGAUUAAAUGUGCCUGUGUCUUAUCUAACGUAAAGUGCAUAGCUUUAAGCGUCCCAUCUUACCUCUGGUGUCAGCUCAGUGAAUGGUGACAACAGCAGGUGUUUUAUGCCAUCACCGCUAUUUGGUGCUGGACAAAACAUUAGAUGUCAGACUCUCAUGUUUGUGGAAAAUAAGCUACAUGUUUCCCCACCUGUUAUUAUUAGAGACCAACCAACAUGUACUCUGACAAUAGGCGGUGUAAAGUCUGUGACCAGCAGGACAGUAGGACAGGACAGAUCAGUGUCAAAGUCUGACUGUGUGUGUGCCUGCCUGUAUUUGUCUAACUGUGGGAACACUCUGUCUCUAGCUGUGGCAUGAUAUGAAAUCUUUAUCACAAAACCGAUAACAUCUGCCUAGGCCACUCGCAGACGUAAACCCCUGCAUUGUUUGCAUAGCAGCUGCACUGCAGAGUGCUUACCAUCCAGCUCCACUCUGAAAUAUGUGACAAUUUUCAUACAUGCUGAAACCAUUCCACUUCCAUUAGGGAGAGAGAGGCCCAAAAAGUGAGGUGGGCAGCAUUAUGUAACAACAUUAACCUCUAAUCUCUCUUUGCCCUUUCUUUCAGAGGAGAGAAAAAAGAAAGAGGAACGCUGUAGCAUAAGUAAAGUAAGAGCACAACAGAGCCUUCAAGAAUUGACAGAAAGUGAGAGAAGAGCAAAGAGAAAAGAUGACGAUUGGCAAGAACUCCAGGAAGAGCUCGGUCCGAAGCUCCAUCCGGACUCCAAAGUUCCUGGACAAGUCCAGUGGCUUCUACGGUCGCCUUGAUGAACCGGAGAAUGCCACAGAGGGGGUGGAGGUGGGAGUGGAGAAAGGUACAGAGGAUGGCAUCGAGGAAAGAGGAGUCCAGAGCUCAUCCCCUUCUGUGGUGCACCCCUCAGGGGUAGAUGACGAAGUGUUUGACUUCACCGAUGGGAUGAUGGAGGAUGAUGGAGAGACUCUCCUGCGCAGGAAGCCAAGCCGUCUUAGCAGCAGGUGGAGGAGAAGCUCCAGGAGGAAGCAGAAGGAAGGGAGGGCUGAGGAGGAGCAAGCUGGAGAGGAGAGGCCCAGCCUGGUGAUGGAGAGUCGAGGGGACUCCCCUAUCCUGGAGGACUCCAGACUCAAGAUUGAAGUGGGGAUGGAGAAGUUAAGCAAGAUGGAGGAAGAGGAAGAAAAGGUCGGAAAACAGAAAGAGCCUGCUCUUCAUUUCCCUGCUCAGGAGGAUGCAGAUGACCAAGUCCUGAUCAGAGACAAAAAGAGGGGACGAGAAGAGGAUGGGGAGGAGGAAAGGAGGAUGGAGAGGGAGCAAACGGAGGGAAUGAAGAUGGUAAAGAAGAACACUGUAAAGAAUUAUCGCAGGGCCUUUGACAGAGCCUUCCGGCGCGGCUGGGAGGCCUUCAUCACCAACCUCUACAGCGUCACCCUCACGUCUGUGACGUCAUCCUCGCCACCACCGGCCUCUCCAUCGCUAAAAAAGAAGCAUCUGCACAAGUCUGUGUUAGCUGAGUUUCAGUAGGUCUGGACAAAGACAAGGCCACUUCAAAGCUCUUUUUUUUUUACAUUUGAUAUGAUGAAACCUGGGAUACACGGGGAUUUCUCUGCUGCUGAAUAAUGAUGGACAAUCGAUGUACAACACUUUGCAGUGCCUUCCCGUGGUGCGUGAGGCCUUGAAACAUAAACUACUUAUUUUAUUUAGUGAGUCUUAAUUGCUUUACAUCAUGUUUGAAAUCCUAGCACAAUUGGCGCACUUUAUUCUGCACAGGCGGCAGAUUUUUACAAGCUGGUGGAGCCAAACUGUGUAUUUUGUAUAGAAUCCGAGGGGACAGUGUGUUGUCUUUACAAUCUGUGACUUAGCUCUGAUAUUUUUCAGUGCUUUCAGAGGUGUAUACGUGUUUUCAGCUCUUAAUCUUCAAAUCUUGCCCACUAUCAAGAGCAUAUUAUGCAAAUGAUCUCUGCUUUCUUUGGGCUGACAGUAUGAAACGACUAAAGUGUUGAUGUGUGACCAAAAGGAGUGGAAGAUUUUAAAGAAAGCUAUGACUGAUCAGUGGACUUUUGUUCUGGAGAUAUUCAUGUUCCUUUUAGGAUGAUCAAUGAGACUGAUUUCUGAUUAAGCGUGUGCCUGCUAUCAAUAAUCAGUUGAGGCUAAAAGGAUCAAAGGAGUUGAAAGUGAAGACAGUCCUACUCAAACAGUCAGUAUUUAGAUGUUAUUAUCUGAUCUAAAUGAUUUUGCUGAAAUUUGUACAGCAGUAUUUAUGGAGAAAUUGCACAUUUAUCUAUUUCAACUCUUUGAAAGAUACAUUUUUACACUAUUUGAACACGAAACAUGAAUACACAGAUUGUAGGCUUCUUCCUCCUCAGAUUCCUGCAUGUGUUCUGGUGAUGGUUCCUCAACCUGAAGGGACACAAUACUAAACUGUAUGCAUAGAUUUGUGUUUAGAAACAAGCACAAAUGAGCUUACUUUUCUGUUCAUUCCUUUGUACAAAGGCUACUGCAGCCUUAUUGUGAAAUUAUAUUUAAAUACAGUUAAUUGUGGACUUUUGGAGAAAUAAAAAAGUUUUUAAAAUAAAGCUGUCAUUUUCUAUCAACAA